This is a messenger RNA of Porites evermanni, 2405 nucleotides long. Lineage: Eukaryota; Metazoa; Cnidaria; Anthozoa; Scleractinia; Poritidae. The record is from the annotation of a GenBank genome assembly.
AUGUCAUUGCAGGAUGCGUCUUUUAUCGACAAACAGUAAGUUUUGCAGUGUGGACAUUUUAACUCGUUCUUCAGUAACUUUUUAGAUUUCAGAUAUUUUAUCAUUUAUUGAAGUGACAAUAACAGUAAAAAUAACUAAAAAAGAUUUAGUUUUUGUACAUUUGACGUGUACAUUCGCCAUUUUGUGUACACUUGUUUUGCUGUGACCCCCUAAAAGUAACAAAAGCCAACAAAAUGGCUGGCGCAUGUUCAUGAUGUGGUGUUUUUAAAGACUAAAGUUUUACAUUUCAAGAUUGAAAAUACACAGAUAAAAUACACAAACGGAAAGAGAAAAUUCAAAAGAAUGCUCAGUUUCCUUUUGUGGACAAACAAGAGCUUUUUGCUAUGAAAUUGUCUUUCAAGGAAUUCAACCGUGUUUUCUUCACGCCAGAUCAGAGUGCUUGGCUUGUUUUGAACCAACUGAUGCAGCAAGGUUUCUGAAGAAACUUGAGGUGCAUUCUGCAUUCCAUGGUCAAGGUAAGUACGUUUUAAAAGGGAAUUUUUGUAUUUUGAAAGGUUUCAUGGACGUUUUCUAUAUUUUGACAUCGGCGUGAAAGAAUAACCACAAAAUGUCAUUUGCUCAGCCGAUUUAACUUGCGUGAACAGAUGCACGAUCCAGUUGGUGAUGGGCGAAUUGCUUUCCAGGAUUAAGUUAUGAGUUUUGAAUAAAAAUUUUAAAGAAAUUAAGGUAUUUAUUUGUCAUUGUUCAUUCAUUCAAGGUGAAAAAUACAUGCAGGGUUCAUAAGGAAGAUCUGAAAAAGUCCUUUUUAAUUCUUUUCAAAUUCAAAAAGUAAACAAAUUACCUUUCAUCCUUUCUUUAUGUACUUCAAAGUCAACCAUUCUCGCAAUCGGGUGACUCCACACCAUACGUUUGCUGAAAAGGAGUGCCAAAUCUGACAAAGGUUCUUUUUUAAGGCGCGCCAUCUGUAAUAAAAUCCCUUUUCGAAAAAUUUCGUAACGAAACAUAAAAAACGUAACGAAAUAGGUUCGAAGAGUAACGAAAUGAGUUCGAAAAGCAAUACGAUAUCUUUCAAAAAGUAAUGUGAUACUUUCAAAAUGAAAUGUAACUCUUUCUAAUCGACGGUUUCCAUGGCUACGGAAUGUAACUCUGCCCCUUCGAAAUGUAGUCGUUAUGAGUGUUACUAUGGAAGUAAAAUGUGUUCAUAUAUGACGUGGAAUUCAUAGUCCUCCCCAAGUCCCCUCCUAUAAAAUCGAGUCAGCCAUUUUCAUUUUGGUCCUUCGUGUCAUUCUUCAGUUUUUCCUUGUUUGUUUCCGCAACGAAACACUUCACGCUCAAGUGAUGAAGCCAACGAAAGUCUUUUUUAUGUUCUUUUUUUGCUUUGUUGUAUGCUUAAUAAGAAGGUAUGUUUUUAUUUCUAUUUUUCGUUAAGCUUAACUGUACUGCAUGGUUUUCACAGUGACGCCAUCAAAGUGUAAGCUUGCAGUUAAAAAAGCGAGGUUUUACGCAUUUUUGUUUAUACAUACAUUGUACCAGGUUGAAUAUAAUAAAAUAUAGAUCUAUGUACAAGUUUCCAGUCCCGUAGCAUGUUUCUUUUCGAAGAUAAACUUUCGAUUUUCCACAGUGUUUAUACACCAAAAUGAAAUGCUGUCUCCUUGAAAAAAAAGUCUCUCCUCUUGAUUUUCAGAAUUUUAACCAUUUCAAGUAUUAGAAGAUGUGAAAAGAAAGAGCUCUUAUUGAAAAAGUAAAUUCCAGAUGUUUUUGUUGCUUUCCAGUGGCCAUAUUAUUGGACAUGAGACUUUGACUUUGAUCUUUCCCAGUUUAUUUUUUUGGUGCUGUGUUUAUUGUAUGACAGUAAAAACGAUCUCUUGGACUGUAAAAACUUAUAUUUGCUUCUUAUUUUGCUUCUUUUGUUUUCUAUGACACACAGUGCACAUGCCAACAGGCAACUACGGUGGUUUGUAUCGUCCAUUCAACAACUGUUGCAAGAAGUUGAUAGGUGUCGUAGUUCUCCUUUAGAUAGGGAAACUGCAGAUUUUUUACUCCUUAGGUUAGGUGGUGCAGUUCGCCAUAUGCAGCAAGUUCUUUCCUUUGUAGAGAGAUCGGGUCAGUUUUCACCAACGGAAUUGAAUGAUCUGAGGAAUCUCACAAGGGACAUAAGGGUAAUUGAGCAGUUAUUUCAGGAAUUACCAGUAUUCUCUCCUAGUUCAUGCUAUAGAACACCUGUUAGGCACACUGGUUCUGUGGGCCGUCCUGCUUAUGAAAUUUCCAGGGAACAGUUGAUGCUCUUGCGGUCAUGUUUCUUUUUGUGGAGCACCAUUGCUAGCAUUCUGGGAGUAUCACGAUGGACUAUCCACAGAAGGGUCAAUGAGUUACAGAUUCCCCUUUCCUUUGUGACAUAUUCGCAC